Messenger RNA from Hevea brasiliensis (rubber tree), 3450 nucleotides. RefSeq names its product protein RRC1. Gene Ontology annotation, molecular function: RNA binding. Gene Ontology annotation, biological process: RNA processing. Lineage: Eukaryota; Viridiplantae; Streptophyta; Magnoliopsida; Malpighiales; Euphorbiaceae. The transcript has 18 exons. Gene Ontology annotation, cellular component: nucleus. The coding region runs from base 207 to 3167 and encodes 986 amino acids. The record is from RefSeq and is a predicted model, not a curated record.
ACACAGCAUGGUGGGCUAAGAGAUACUGUAGUUUGCUAAAAAAAAAAGACAAGCUUCGGAUAUUACACUCCGUGUUUCUUCACACCGUGACUCGACCCCGAAACCUUCUUUUUAGCAGCUGAACAAACCCUAGGGAUAGCUGCACUGAUUCGAUUCUCUUCACCCGGUUCAACUCGGGAAUAUUUUCGUGGGAAACUAAUGCAAAGAUGAGUUCCUUCUCUAUUACGCGCAAAAAGACACCUUUCCAGAAGCAUAGAGAGGAGGAAGAAGCAAAGAAGAAGAGAGAGGAUGAUGAAACAGCUCGAUUGUAUGCUGAGUUUGUGGAGUCAUUUCAAGGGGACAACACACCUGGGUCUAAGGCUUUUGUUCGAGGUGGAACCAUCAAUCCCAAUGAGAGAGUAAAGACUGAUUCCGAAGGUGAAAAGUCCAAAGAUGGGGUAUCUGGUCCAAAAAAGGGAAGUAGGUAUGUUCCAUCUUUUUUGCCACCUCCCAUGGCAGUCAAGGGGAAAGAAUCUGAGAAGAAGAAAGAGGAGGAAAGACCAAAGGACAAGGAAAAGGAAAAGGAAAAAGGGAAGGCACGUAACAUUGAUCAUUUCAUGGAGGAGCUGAAGCAUGAACAUGAGAUGAGGGAGAGGCGAAAUCAGGAACGUGAGCGCUGGCGUGAUGGGCGUGCUACUGAGAUUGCUGCUCCAUCUAGUAGAUUUGAUGAAUUGCCUGAUGACUUUGAUCCAACUGGAAAGGGAUCAUUUGAUGAUGGUGAUCCACAAACUACAAAUCUUUAUGUUGGGAAUCUCUCUCCUCAGGUUGACGAGAAUUUUCUUCUGCGAACUUUCGGAAGAUUUGGGCCUAUUGCUAGUGUCAAGAUAAUGUGGCCUAGAACAGAAGAAGAGCGAAGGCGGCAGAGAAAUUGUGGAUUUGUAGCAUUUAUGAAUAGAGCUGAUGGGCAGGCUGCAAAAGAUGAAAUGCAAGGAGUUGUUGUGUAUGAAUAUGAGUUGAAGAUAGGCUGGGGUAAAUCUGUAGCUCUUCCAUCACAAGCACUACCUGCUCCACCACCAGGACAUAUGGCCAUCAGGAGUAAAGAGGGUGCCACUGUAAUUCUCUCUGGUCCAUCGGGCCCGCCAGUAACUUCGGUCCCAAACCAUAACUCUGAACUGGUUCUUACUCCAAAUGUUCCUGAUAUAAUGGUUGUUCCACCUGAUGAUGAUCAUCUCCACCAUGUAAUUGAUACAAUGGCUUUGUAUGUUUUGGAUGGAGGAUGUGCUUUUGAACAAGCUAUCAUGGAAAGGGGCCGUGGGAAUCCUCUUUUCAAAUUUUUGUUUGAGCUUGGCUCGAAGGAACAUACAUAUUAUGUUUGGAGGCUGUAUUCUUUUGCUCAGGGUGAUACUCUUCAAAGGUGGCGAACAGAACCUUUUAUCAUGAUAACUGGUAGUGGAAGAUGGAUGCCACCGCCUCUGCCCACAGCAAAGAGCCCAGAGCAUGAAAAGGAGUCUGGUAACACAUAUGCUGCUGGAAAAAGCAGGCGUGUUGACCCAGAACGAACCCUGACUGAUCCCCAGAGGGAUGAGUUUGAGGAUAUGUUACGUGCGUUAACGUUAGAAAGAAGUCAGAUAAAGGAUGCUAUGGGUUUUGCUUUGGAUAAUGCUGAUGCUGCGGGAGAGAUAGUUGAAGUUCUAACAGAUUCUCUGACACUGAAAGAAACUCCUAUUCCAACUAAAGUUGCAAGGCUCAUGCUUGUCUCUGACAUUCUACAUAAUAGCAGUGCACCCGUAAAAAAUGCUUCCGCAUACCGCACCAAAUUUGAAGCCACACUACCUGACAUAAUGGAGAGCUUUAAUGACUUGUAUCGUAGUAUAACUGGGAGGAUCACUGCUGAGGCCCUCAAGGAGCGGGUUCUGAAAGUAUUGCAAGUAUGGUCAGACUGGUUUCUAUUUUCAGAUGCAUAUGUGAAUGGAUUGCGGGCUACCUUUCUACGUUCUAGUACUUCGGGUGUUAUCUCUUUUCAUUCUAUAUGUGGUGAUGCACCAGAAAUAGAAAAAAAGUUUAACUCAGAAGAUAUAGGUGAUGGAGGAAAGAUCAACCAAGAUGCUGCAUUGGCAAUGGGCAAAGGAGCUGCUGUGAAGGAACUAAUGAGUCUUCCUCUUGCUGAGCUUGAAAGACGUUGUAGACAUAAUGGAUUGUCUCUUGUUGGUGGUAGAGAAAUGAUGGUUGCCCGAUUGCUCAGUCUUGAAGAGGCAGAAAAGCAGAGGGGCUAUGAGUUAGAUGAUGACUUGAAAUUUUCUCAGAGCCAUUCUAGUUCUAGUAAAUUUUCAAGUGGGCGCAGAGAAACAAAUGUUGAAUCAGAGCCAGUGGGAUUGUCAGGGUGGAAUCUUUAUGAGGAGGAUGGGACACCUUCUCAAAGCAGAGGGUCUGCAUCUUUAGUAGCAACCCUUCCAAUUCCACAACCUGAAUUAAAAGCCUUCACAAAGAAAGAGAAAAACGAACCUGUUCUGCCGGCCUCUAAAUGGGCUCGAGAUGAUGAUGACAGUGAUGAUGAGCAAAAAAGAAGCACUAGAGGUUUGGGGUUGAGCUACUCGUCCUCUGGAAGUGAAAAUGCUGGUGAUGAUCCAGGUAAGGCUGAUGAUGAAACGGAGUUUGUUACUGAUGCAAGUGUUCCCAUGCAACCUGACAGCGGGAUGAAUGAAGAGCAGAGACAGAAGUUGAGACGUUUGGAGGUUGCUUUGAUAGAAUACCGUGAAUCCCUCGAGGAGCGAGGGAUGAAAAGUGUAGAGGAAAUUGAGAGGAAAGUUGCAAUCCAUCGGAAAUGGCUACAGUCAGAAUAUGGUUUAUUGGUUUCUUCUCAAGAUGUCCCUGGGAACAGUAAGAGAACAUCUUCAGAAAGGAGGGAUAGAAGGGAUGAUAGCCGUGAAUCAUCACGAAAGCGACACCGCAGCCAGAGCAGAAGCCAGAGCCCACAAAGGAAAACAUCAACCAGGGACAAGGAGAGGGAAAUUGAUUUAGAAAGGGAGCGGGAAAGGCACUGGGAUAGAGAUAGAGCUCAUGAUUUGGAAAGUGAAAGGUGGGAGAGGGAUCGCCGCGAAAAGAGUGGGAGUAGAGAGCGGGAUGAUCAUGAUAGGGAGAGAGGUAGAGGUAGAGGUAGAGAUAGAGAUAGAAGGAGACGAGUAAAGUGAGUUAAUUGGUUUAUGGCACUCGAGGAAUGAUGUAGAAUUUCUUUGCCUGACAGAGUUGACUCUUUCUAAAUGUGUGAUACUUCGGAGUGAAAUUGGUCUGAGUGUUGAAGUGGGAACGUUUAGAUGAAGAGAUUAAUUGGCUUAUCAAUGCCUCCAUGGGAUGUCUGCCUUCCCGGUGAGAACCUGAGGGUGGAGAAUGCUUCUUGUUAAACAAUGUUGUAGUUAGAUGUAUUUUCAUUUUGCCAUUAAAAAUUUAAUGUCAUGGUUGUGUUCAAGUGCUCAA